Messenger RNA from Exophiala dermatitidis NIH/UT8656, 3301 nucleotides. RefSeq lists its product as uncharacterized. Gene Ontology annotation, cellular component: nuclear exosome (RNase complex); cytoplasmic exosome (RNase complex). Gene Ontology annotation, molecular function: RNA binding; 3'-5'-RNA exonuclease activity; endonuclease activity. Gene Ontology annotation, biological process: rRNA catabolic process. The transcript has 2 exons. The record is from RefSeq and is a predicted model, not a curated record. Bases 143 to 3163 code for a protein of 1006 amino acids. Lineage: Eukaryota; Fungi; Ascomycota; Eurotiomycetes; Chaetothyriales; Herpotrichiellaceae.
CUCUCCGCGUGUGGGGAAAUCUUGGUGCAGACAAUUCAAUUCAAUUCAAUUCACAUUUUUGCCAAUUCACAACUCAAGUCGUCUGGAUCCAAGGCGCGUUGCUCCAUACGACGUAUUCUCUUCAGCUGCGCCAGUCUCAAGCAUGAAGAGCUUGAAACGAGGCCUUGCGGCCGAUCCGAAUGCCGUCAACAUCUCCAGCAAAGUGUUCAUCAGGUCCACCAAGAGCGGUCGGGUGCAGAAAGUGGUACGGGAACAGUAUUUGAGAAAGGACAUUCCUUGCUCCUCUCUGCUAUGCUCGUCGUGCGCCUCCACAGCCGCGGCUGAUGCCAACGGCGUUGUCCCCAAGUUCAUUCUGUCCAAGCGACCGGCCGGCACAAAAGCGUUCCCAAAUGGCCACUACCUCAUCCCAGACACAAACGUCCUCCUCAGUGGAAUGGAUCUUUUUGAAGAGACGGGCAAUUUUCAUGAUGUGAUCAUCCUGCAAACGGUUCUGGAAGAGCUGAAGAAUAGAAGUCUUCCCCUCUACAACCGACUGAUGGCCUUGACACGAAGCGAAGAGAAGCGCUUCUACCUCUUCUUCAACGAAUUUCGCUCCGAAACUGCGGUCCGACGCGCAGAUGGCGAAUCUAUUAACGACAGAAAUGACCGCAGUGUCAGAAAAGCAGCCGCAUGGUACACGAGCCAUUUGGCCAAAACGACAAAGAAGCCUCCUGUGAUUGUGGUUCUCACGAAUGACCAAGAAAACCGCAAUAAGGCCAAGAAGGAGGGCAUAAUCGCUUUGUCGCUCCGUGAGUACGUGGCUGGUCUGGACGAUGCCGAUCGCUUGCUCGACAUGGUCAGUCAAGGCGCCGAGGAACAUGAAGGCCGCACUUUGCAAGGAGAACUGUUCUACCCGGAGUACUAUUCCAUGUCCAGGAUGAUGACAGGAAUCAAGGCUGGGACAUUACAUCAGGGUGUAUUCAAUGUAUCGCCCUACAACUAUCUGGAGGGCACAGUCAAGGUUCCCGCUUUUGACAAGCCGCUGUUAGUUCUUGGUCGAGAGGCCAGCAAUCGAUCGAUAUCCGGAGAUGUUGUCGUCGUCGAAGUGCUGCCCAAGGACCAAUGGAAAGCGCCGUCGACCCAAAUCUUGGAUGAGGACACGCUCAACCAGAACGAUAACCCUGACAGUGAGGAACAAGAAGAGAGUGUUGUCACGGAGACUGAAAGACGUGCUCUUCAGGAAGAAGUUCGGCGCGCCCAUUCUGCUGGCGCCGAAAAUCGGGCACAGCCUACAUGUCGCGUGGUCGGAAUCAUGAAACGCAACUGGAGACAGCUCGUUGGCACGAUCGACCCCAUUUCCGGUACUUCUGGUGGCAAUCGCCAGACCACCGUCUUUCUGGUACCGAUGGACAAGCGCAUUCCCAAGAUUCGCAUUCAAACCCGUCAAGUGGCAGAACUCGUUGGUAAACGCAUUGUGGCAACCAUUGAUUCUUGGGAUCGUGAUACGAGAUACCCCGUUGGCCAUUACAUCCGAUCCCUGGGUGAACUGGAAACCAAGGAGGCUGAAACCGAAGCUCUUCUUCUCGAAUAUGACGUCCAGUAUCGACCCUUUCCAAAGACUGUGCUGGAUUGUCUCCCGUCCGAAGGUCACAAUUGGAAGGUCCCGACUGAGAGCUCCGAUCCAGGCUGGAAGGGACGGAAGGAUCUACGAAAUCUUCUGGUGUGCUCAAUCGAUCCUCCUGGGUGUCAGGACAUCGACGAUGCUCUCCAUGCUAGACCGCUUCCCAAUGGAAAUUUCGAGGUCGGCGUUCACAUUGCAGAUGUUUCACACUUUGUCAAGCCAAACAACGCCAUGGACGCCGAGGCUUCUUCGCGCGGGACCACGGUGUAUCUGGUAGACAAGCGAAUUGACAUGCUGCCACCGCUGCUCGGCACUGAUUUGUGCUCAUUGAAACCCUACGUUGAGCGGUAUGCCUUUUCAACUUUGUGGGAGAUCACGCCGGAUGCAGAUGUGGUUUCAGCCUCUUUCACAAAGUCAGUCAUUCUGUCGAGGGAGGGAUUCUCGUAUGAGCAGGCACAAAAGAGAAUCGAUGACCCAACAGCUACAGAUGAACUCACUCAGGGCAUGCGAACCUUGUUGUCACUCUCGCAGAAACUUCGUCAAAAGCGAAUGGAUGCCGGUGCAUUGAACCUGUCAAGUCCGGAAGUCAGAAUCGAAGCGGAUAGCGAAUCCUCAGACUCGUUGGCCGACGUCAAGACAAAGGCACAUCUCGCCACCAACUCUCUGGUGGAGGAAUUUAUGCUUCUCGCCAACAUCACCGUGGCGAAGAAGAUCCAAUCCGUGUUUCCGCAAACUGCACUUCUCCGACGUCACGCCACACCUCCGGCGUCGAAUUUUGCGGAUCUUAGUGAACAGCUGAAGCGGAUGCGUGGAUUCGAUUUGGACGUGUCGAGCUCCAAGGCGCUUGCAGAUUCCUUGGAUCGAUGUGUUGAUCCCAACCAUCCAUUUUUCAACACCCUGAUCCGGAUCAUGGCUACGCGAUGCAUGACCUCAGCAGAGUACUUCUGUAGUGGAUCUCAUGCUGAACCAGAAUACCGACAUUACGGGCUGGCCAGCGAAAUUUACACCCAUUUCACCAGUCCGAUCCGUCGGUACGCCGACUUGCUCGUCCACCGCCAACUAGCCUACGCCAUUGGAUACGAAGGUCAAGGAAGCGAGAUCGCCGACGAAAGCCUUCGUAACAAGGGCAAAUUGGAAAGAGUGUGUCAGAAUCUUAAUUUCAGACAUCGCAACGCGCAGCUGGCUGGCCGAGCAAGCAUUGAAUACUAUGUCGGACAGGCCUUGAAGGCUCGAGCGGAGAAGACGCCUGGAACAGCCAUUGAUGUCGAUGGCUAUGUCAUGCGGGUGUUCGAGAACGGCAUUGUGGUGUUUGUCCCCCAGUUUGGCAUUGAAGGUUUGGUCCGCCUAGAGGACUUCCAACUGAAGAACGACGAAGGCGCGAAAAGGGAGAGCACUUUUGAUGCGGACAAUUAUCGUCUCACCGUCUUUGAGAAGGGUCGUCAACAUCAUGGUGUCACGACUGAGCUGUUCCAGCAGUUGAAGGUCAGAGUAAGCUCCGAGGAAAAGGGCGGUGCCAGAGAAAAGGGAAAGAGAAGAGUGCGCAUUGUGGUCUUGUCUACUUAGAUAGCAAGCUUCAUUCAGCUACAUAGUAGUUAACGAGUAGAUGUUUCUUGAAUGGUGCACAUCGUGCUAGAGCUCUUGUCCUCUUCGUGGACGGGGGUUGUUGAGAGGUAGUAAUGGACAUAUCAUUCCAUGAUCCCA